Cylas formicarius (sweet potato weevil) is the source of this 522-nucleotide messenger RNA. RefSeq lists its product as uncharacterized. The transcript has 4 exons. Gene Ontology annotation, molecular function: protein binding; serine-type endopeptidase inhibitor activity. Lineage: Eukaryota; Metazoa; Arthropoda; Insecta; Coleoptera; Brentidae. The record is from RefSeq and is a predicted model, not a curated record. The coding region runs from base 117 to 437 and encodes 106 amino acids.
UGUCGGUCUUUCCCGGGUAUGCCAGUGCUUGUCCGACGUACGCGGGUGAUUCAUCGCAGUCUUGAGAUAAAUACGGUGCAGCAGGACAACCUUGCGGUCAAAUAGCAUCGCAAGACAUGAUCGGGCGUUUGUGUUUGAUUCUCGCAGUAGUCGCAUCAGCGUCGGCACAGAACGGUGGCGUCGACGACUUGGGCGGGCUCUUCGAUGACAUAUCGCCGCCACCGCCACCUGCCGCGGGCGGCGAUUCUUCGACGACGACAACGCCCUCGCCGCGAUACUCUGCGUGCAUGAAUGCCUGCCAGACGGUCAGCAGCUACAAUCCCGUCUGCGGCUCUGACGGUAACACCUACAGCAAUCAGCAGCGGCUGCAGUGCGCCCGACGUUGCGGAUCAAACGUGCAGCUCGUCCGCGGUGGCACGUGCCAGCCCUUGAGUUAAACGACGCGAUCACCCCUCAGUGUUUAGAUUUUUACGUAUAUAAUUUAUUUUCGCCUAUUCUUAAAUAAAACUUCAUUGGUUGGUU